Molecule: messenger RNA, 3573 nt
Organism: Chaetomium globosum CBS 148.51
Lineage: Eukaryota; Fungi; Ascomycota; Sordariomycetes; Sordariales; Chaetomiaceae
Exons: 3
Coding region: 1-3573 (1190 amino acids)
Biological process (GO): regulation of transcription by RNA polymerase II
Cellular component (GO): SLIK (SAGA-like) complex; SAGA complex
Molecular function (GO): structural molecule activity; protein heterodimerization activity
Source: RefSeq, a predicted model, not a curated record
AUGUCCAUUACGAACGGCCAGCCUGCCUGGCACACGCCAAACUCCAGCCAGGUUAACGGCAGCAGAAUUAACCACGGCGUUGUGGACGAUGGCCCGUUGCCGAUGCAGACUCCGAGCGACAAUCCACUCGCGCUGAUGCCUGAGGCAUCCGACCCCGACGAGGACCAUCGACGCGCUCACUUCGCAAAUCUAUUUCGUCGCGCCGAAGGAAGGCUUGCGCUACUAUUUGGCGACAAUGGCGAAUACAACCAACACGGUCUCGACACUCUCAAACGCCCCCCGACCCCGAUCGCACCCCUGCUGCCCCCCACGACAGACCACGCGCCCGCCCAAGAACCGCCCCGUAAGAAGGCGAAGCGCGUCAUCGACGAAGACGACUACGGCGAUGACGACGACGACGACGACGACGAAGAAGAAGAAGAAGAAGACACUGCUCCCAGAUCACAAGCUCUGCAUUCAAAGCAUGUCGACGACGAUGCCGGCGCCAGGACCCUGCUAUCACCGUCCAAGUCCGGCAGUUCGCCGGUCCACUCCGUCUCAUCGCCUGGGAGGCAUGCCGCAAAGACUCGCGAAGAUGGGUCGCCUACACAAGCCAAGUCCUCCGAGGACGCGCGCAAGGAGCUCGAAGAAGCGCGCAAUGCGACCGAGGUGGCCGCCAAGCAAAGCUUCCACACCCUCUUCUACACCCUCGAAAACGACCGGACGGCCAUGCUUGAGCAGCAACAACUGGACGAGUCGGAAAAGCAGCUACAGGCCGAGAUGGACAAGACACAUCACAGCCACACGAGCCAGCCGGAGCAGAACCACGGCUCGCUCAGCAACGCAAACCUCGGCGCAUCGAGUCUCACCUUGAAGCACCUCAUCGCAAGGAUAGACAUGAAGCGUGACCAAGUGCGCGCAUCUGACGCCGAACUCCGAUCGCUGAUGAACGAAGUUCGUAAGAACCGGAGCAAGUGGGCGAGCGAGGAGAAUGUGGGCCAGGAAGAGCUUUACGAAGCGCUCGAGAAGGUGCUCAGCGAGCUCAAGGCGCACACCGAAUACUCGACUCCGUUUUUGAACAGGGUCAACAAGAGGGAUGCACCCGAUUAUUACAAUUUCAUCAAACACCCUAUGGACCUCGGGACUAUGACCAAGAAGCUCAAAGGCCUCCAGUUCAAGUCCAAAUCCGACUUUGUCACGGAUCUGAAUCUGAUCUGGGACAACUGUCUCAAAUACAACCAAGACAUGGGCCACCCGCUCCGUCGCAUGGCGAACGGUAUGCGUAAGGAAGCCGAGAAGCUCAUCCCGCUCAUCCCGGACGUCACCAUAAGGCCUCGGGCCGAAGUUGAGGCGGAAGAGCGCCGGAAACAAAACGGCGGCGAAGACGAUGGCGGCGAUGACAGCGACGACGAACCGAUAAUGUCGUCUCGGGGUCGUAAAGCAGGGACAAAAGGCACUAACAAGUCCCGGAAAGCACCGUCCGACCAGCACGAGGGCAAGGAGGGAACCCCAAGCGUGGACCAGAAGCCGGUGCUGCAACUGAAUGGGAUCCUCGCCAAAACUCACCGGGAAGGCUCCGAGGUAGACAGCAGCAUUGGUUUCGGCACGCCGCAAAUCGGCGGUUCCCUGACCCCUAGCGGUGCCAAUGGCCAAUCUGGCAUCAGCAAUGCCGACGCCAUGGAAAUUGACGGCCCGUCAUUAAACGGCAUGGCCCUCGACCAAGCGUUAGGGGAGGCCGCAGAACAAGCCUACGAGGAUGACGCCUACAAGAUUUGGAAGCAGGUCACCAAGAAGGACCGAGCCCUCGUCGCUAAAGAGCGUUACCAGCUAUUUGCGGGUAACAAGCUCAACGUGGAAGAGCCCGCUCUCCUGAGGAGCAAAGUAGGGAUGCGCCGCUUCCUCAAGUCUCGGAGAGAGGCAGAAGCCCUUGGUAUCAUCCACGGCUCGCACCUCGACGCUUCGGCCGCCGGAUCCAAGGAUGGGGCCAAGGCACCCGAGACGCUCGCCGAGGGUAUGGAAGACGAGGGUGACCGGACGAUUCCUUCUUAUUACGAGCCUCAAACCAUCAUUCCUGACAUCGACCCAAAGCUUCAAUGGAUCGAGGACGGCGAGGGGCACGUCAUCAAUCAACAUGAAGACAUGCUUCGGUUGAUCCCAUCUGGUCACUUCCUUCCGCCAGACAGCCGACUAACUAGCAAGUUCGACGCCAACAUGCGGCAGAUGCAAGAAACCCGCAAGCUCUGCUCCAAGGUCGGCGUCAUCAAGCAAAUGCAAAUCCAGACUCAUGUGUACACUAAUCAAUUUCCUAAAUACAACCCGGAGCCCUUUGUAGAAGCCGACGCCGAGCCAGCGUUUAUGGCUGGAGAAGGGCCGGUCAUGGCACCUGAUACCUGCAGAUUGGCGAUGCAGCGCUCCGUGGCCAAGAUAUUCUACCACGCCGGCUUUGAAGAGCUGCAGCCUUCGGCGCUCGACACGGUAACAGACAUCGCCGGUGAUUAUUUCCAGAAACUGGUCCGCACCUUCGGUGUCUACCGGGAAGCCGAGAAGAAGCCGGCCGUGGGAGUCUUUGCCGAACGGGGCGCCCGCUCCCAACCCCGCUUCACCCCGGAAGAGGUGAUCCUCCACACGCUGAACGAGAACGGCCAUGACGUCGACUCGCUAGAAAGCUACGCCCGCGACGACAUCGACCGUCUGGGUAAUAAGCUUAGCCAGAUCCACGAGCGGAUGAAGGCCCACCUUGCUGACCUGCUCCGCCCGGCCCUCACCGACGGCGGCGCAGACGGCUCCGGCGCCUUCAACGACGGUAGCGACCAAUUCGUCGGCGGCGACUUUGCCGAGGAACUCGGCGAGGACUUCUUCGGCUUCAAGGCGCUCGGCCUCGAUAAGGACUUUGGCCUCGAGAUGAUGUCGGUGCCUCUCCACCUCCUCCAGUCGCGCGUCCGCAACCAGUACCAGAUGCAGACCCAGGCCGUCGGCGGGCCCAUCACCGAGGACCUCUUCGAGCCGCUGCCGCCCUCGGAGCCCGUCACGCGCGAGUCCAUUCAGGAGCAGAUCGGCCUGGUCCGCAACUUCUUCCUCGCCAAGCUACACGCUAACGGCGACGCCCCGCUAGUCGAGGACGAGGACCUGCCGCCUAAGCAGCGCCGCGCGCGCCCCCGCCUCGGCGCCACGGGCAAGAUUGUCUCGCCCCAGAAGCGCAGCCCCAAGGAGCAGAUCGCCAUGGCCAAGAAGAAGAAGAAGCUCGAGUCGGGCGCCGCCCAGGUCACCGACGGCCUCAACGCGGCCAACGCGGCCAAGGCCGCGGCGAGCGCCUCGCCCGACAAGAAGAAGACCCUCCUCCAGCAGCAACUCAACGGCAAGGGCGGGCCGGUGCUGAACCCCCCUGGGGUUGGCGCUGCUCCUCCUGCGGGUGAUGUCAACGGCGGCGGCGGCAGCGGCGGUGACGGUACGAAUGGUCUGGCGAUGCCGGUGCCGGUGCCCACGCCGGCGGUCGCUGCUGGCGGCGACACCACGGACGGCGGCGCCAGCCAGGCUACGGACAAGGAUGAUACCGUGACGGGCAUGAUGAGCCCGGAGAGCUUGGAGCAUCGGUAG